Cyprinodon tularosa is the source of this 963-nucleotide messenger RNA. It is a transcript of the gene psmb9a, whose product is annotated as proteasome 20S subunit beta 9a. Gene Ontology annotation, cellular component: proteasome core complex. The transcript is spliced from 6 exons. NCBI's taxonomy places the organism in Eukaryota, Metazoa, Chordata, Actinopteri, Cyprinodontiformes, Cyprinodontidae. Gene Ontology annotation, molecular function: threonine-type endopeptidase activity. Bases 193 to 843 code for a protein of 216 amino acids. The record is from RefSeq and is a predicted model, not a curated record.
UUGCGUCAAAAAAAAAAUGGAGUCUGAUACCUGAGUCUAGAGGUGUCUGGAUUCACUAAAGGCUUCGAUAAACAUUAUUCUGCUAAAACUGAAGGAUUAUUGACCCGCUUGGAGCUGUUUGUUCCCCGCUGGUCUCUUUAUCUGCUGUCAGGUUCCGUGUUUUAUCUUCGCUGUCGUUAAAAUCUUUCUGCCAUGUUGGGAGAAGCUGAGCCGCAGUGGCUCAACGAGGAGGUGAAAACAGGAACAACUAUAAUUGCUGUAGAGUUUAAUGGAGGGGUCGUGUUGGGGUCUGAUUCCAGAGUAUCUGCGGGGCAGUCAGUGGUUAACAGGGUGAUGAAUAAACUGUCUCCACUUCAUGAUAAGAUCUACUGCGCUCUGUCUGGAUCUGCAGCAGACGCUCAGACUAUUGCUGAGAUCGUGAACUACCAGCUGGAUGUCCACAGUAUGGAAAUCGGUGAAGACCCACAGGUUCGAUCAGCUGCCACUCUAGUGAAAAACAUCUCAUACAAGUAUAAGGAGGAGCUGUCAGCACAUCUUAUUGUGGCGGGCUGGGACAGAAGAGGAGGAGGACAGGUUUUUGCAACCCUGAAAGGACUCCUGACCAGGCAGCCUUUUGCUGUUGGAGGCUCUGGAAGCUCCUAUGUUUACGGAUUUGUUGAUGCUGAAUAUCGCAAAGGAAUGACUAGAAAAGAGUCCCAGCAGUUUGUGGUUAACACUCUGGCUUUGGCAAUGAAUCGAGACGGCUCCAGCGGAGGUGUAGCCUAUUUGGUCACCAUUGAUGAACAUGGAACAGAGGAGAAUGUCAUUCUCGGAAAUGACCUUCCCACCUUCUUUGAUCAGUGAUAUUUCUGUCAUCUAUCAGUUUUUUAUUAAAGUGCAGGUUUCUGCUCUCUCCACUACUGGCUGUAAACCUGGAACCAACAUACUUUUACCAUGCUCAAAUAAAUGACAUUUCUUUCAAAA